Caenorhabditis angaria is the source of this 2012-nucleotide messenger RNA. NCBI's taxonomy places the organism in Eukaryota, Metazoa, Nematoda, Chromadorea, Rhabditida, Rhabditidae. The record is from the annotation of a GenBank genome assembly.
AUGCAGCCUUUAAUCCUUCUUUUGCAUCUUCUUAUCUUUGUGUCAAUCAGUCAUGCUUGGUUUUAUGGAAGAGAUGCGCCUGAUCGUUGGAGCGUCGGGGGAGUUUGGCCAUUACCCCAUAAAAUUGUCUAUGGCUCCAAAAACAAGACACUCUAUCAUGAUAAAAUCGGAAUCGAUUUGGGUGGCAAGAAAAAUUGUGAUGUUCUUCUUAACAUGGCUGAUAACUACAGUAAUUGUUUUGUUGAUUUGAAAAACUUGAAUAUUUUGAAAAAUAUUUUCAGUGAACAAAUGGAUGUUCCCAUUCCCAGUAGAAGUUCCAACCGGAGGAAGCGAUGAUUAUAUAAUUACAGUUAGUGUGAAAGAAGAUUGUCCAACUGGGCCACCAAUUCAUGGAUCAAGUGAAGAAUGUAGGUGUUUUUGAAAUUUUCUCAUCAAAAAUCAUAAGCCUUCAGAUUUCCUCCGAGUUAGUGUUGGCGAAGCUGUCAUUACUGCUCAAACAGUUUGGGGAGCUCUUCGUGGUAUGGAAACUUUCAGUCAACUUGUUUUCUACGAUGAAAAAUCAAAGGAAUAUAAAGUUCGAACAGCUGAAAUUGUUGAUCGUCCAAGAUUCCCUGUUCGAGGAAUUAUGAUUGAUACGAGCAGACAUUUCUUGAGUGUGAAAGUUAUCAAGAGACAAUUGGUAAAUUUUAUUUUUCAUUUGAGAAUCUUAUAAGAAAACAUAUAUUUUUCAGGAUAUUAUGGCGAUGAAUAAAUUGAACGUUUUGCAUUGGCAUCUUGUUGACAGCGAAUCUUUCCCUUACACUUCUGCCAGAUUCCCAGAACUCCACACAGUUGGAGCAUAUUCUCCGAGACAUGUUUAUUCUCGAAAAGACGUUGCCGAUAUUAUUAAUUAUGCUAGACUUCACGGAAUUCGUGUGAUUCCUGAAUUUGAUCUUCCUGGACACACUUCAGCCUGGAGAGGAAAGAAAGGUUUCCUUACUGAAUGUUUUGAUGAGCAUGGUGAAUUGACAAAUCUGCCGAAUUUGAUCGAUCCUAUGAAUGAGAAUAAUUUUGCGUUUAUCGCGGUAGGCUUCAUUUUUCAAACCUUUGGUAAAAAUGAUUUGUUUUGUUCAGGAAUUUUUGGAAGAAGUUACACAAACUUUCUCUGAUCCGUUUUUGCAUUUGGGUGGUGAUGAAGUGUCUGAUUAUAUUGUUGAAUGUUGGGAGAGAAAUCAGAAAAUCCAGAAAUUCAUGAGAGAAAAAGGAAUGGGUAAUAACACUGUUUUGUUGGAAAAUUACUUCUUUGAAAAGUAAGUUUAUCCCUUAUGUUGGAAAAAAUCAGAAAAACCCUCAUUUUCAGGCUUUUCAAAAUAGUCAAAGAGUUGAAAAUCAAAAGAAAACCAAUUUUCUGGCAAGAAUUAUUUGAUAACAAUAAUCCUGAUCCAAAUUCGAUUAUUCAUAUUUGGAAAGGUAAUUCACACGAAGAAAUUUAUGAGUAUAUUCACAAUGUGACUGCUCAAAAUUUGCCAGUUAUUGUGUCUUCCUGCUGGUAUUUGAAUUACAUAAAAUAUGGUGCAGAUUGGCGGGAUGAGAUUGGAGGAACAGCGAAAUCGAACUCCAGGUAAGAAGUUCACAAAGAAGUAUAAAUUAUGUUUCUAUUUUUCUAAGAUAUUAUUACUGUGACCCAACAAACUUCAAUGGAACGGAUGCACAAAAACAACUUGUCCUCGGAGGAAUUGCUGCAAUUUGGGGAGAACUUGUUGAUAACACAAACAUUGAAGCACGCCUUUGGUAAAUCCCACAGCCCCUUGAUAAAUUUAUCUCUUUUUCUCAGGCCUCGAGCAUCGGCAGUUGCGGAACGUCUUUGGUCACCAGCUGAAAAAACACAAAGAGCAGAAGAUGCUUGGCCACGAAUGCAUGAAUUGCGAUGUCGAUUGGUCUCAAGGGGAUAUCGUAUUCAGCCAAACAACAAUCCUGAUUAUUGUCCAUUCGAAUUUGAUGAAGAUCUCAAAAAUGUGAGAAACGAGUUUUGA